Messenger RNA from Thunnus maccoyii (southern bluefin tuna), 4103 nucleotides. Its product is annotated as chemokine XC receptor 1-like. Gene Ontology annotation, biological process: chemotaxis; immune response; G protein-coupled receptor signaling pathway. The record is from RefSeq and is a predicted model, not a curated record. Gene Ontology annotation, cellular component: membrane. NCBI's taxonomy places the organism in Eukaryota, Metazoa, Chordata, Actinopteri, Scombriformes, Scombridae. Gene Ontology annotation, molecular function: chemokine receptor activity. The transcript has 2 exons. The coding region runs from base 2836 to 3846 and encodes 336 amino acids.
AAACAUAUUUAUGAAUAUUAUUUUUAUUAUUCCAUUUCUGCCAGGUCUGCCACUAAGUCUUACACGCUGGUCCUUUAAAAUCACAUUUGACAUUUGUAAUAACAAGCCUUGGAUCAACUCAAGCAUGUUACGUGGUUUAUUCAAUCUCUAGGUCUCUCCAUGUCUAGAUGAGGACUUUAGUUUAACGGUAACAUCAUUCAGCAGCCUUUAACAAACACCAUUUCCCACAAGCCCUACGUCAUCGAGGCUAAAAAGGCAAGUCCAGAGUAAUAGCAAGACAGAGAUGACAAAUAAUUUUUAAAAAAGUUGUUAGACAGCAGAGAAAUGACAGGAGAGGAGAGCGUUGGUGGCACACUAUGGAUGUGGACAAAACUGUUACAAUGAUGUCAGUAUCUGCACUGCUAAUUUUUUGUGGGAGAUGUAUAUACUAACAAAUUUAUUUUUUAACUCUGUUAAAAUUGCAAAAGUAUCAAUUCCUAAUAGUAAUCACUGUAGAGGACACCAAUUUGUCUUAAAAUAUGAAAAGUGGGAACACGUUCAAUUUUUUCUGAAAGUGAGCGAUUGCAUUGACUCACAGAAGCUAGUGAAACUGUAGUUAUGGUCAGGACUUUGGCUCUCUAUACUCAAGUCAGACUGAACGCGUAAGCCUUCAACAUUCAGUUUUGAUGAUCUUUAUAUUUGUUAUAAGAGUCUACAGUGGCUUUGUGAAAGUCAGGCACCACAGCAGUGCUUUGAGCUAAAUGCUAACAUCAGCAUACUAACAUAUAUACAUGCUUUUAGCAGGCAACUUGUUACGUUUUGUAGUUUACCAUAUUAGUAUGCUAAUAUUUACUAAAUGGCAUAAAACAAAAAUUACAGCAGAACAAGCUUAACUAAUAACUAAGAUUUUGCCAUUAGCCUGGGUCAGUCCGCUUUAGCCAUGCCGCCAAGCCAAGCCAACUUGCGAUGAAACGUGUCUCUGUAAAGCUGCCUUCAGAUGAUAAGAAAUUUGCUCUUCACUCACUGCAAGGUAGGGCACAGAGCACACCCCAGGGAAAAACACUUGCAGGUUAACGUCAUCAAAAAGUACACAAAGUAUAGCUAUUCACCAUGUUUCUAGGCAACAAGGAUGUUACCAGGGUAUUUAAAGAACAUGGCCACCAAUUUGUCCUGAUGCCAUCAGGUGCAGUUGCAGACUGUUUUGUGCACGAUGCAUUUGAGUUUAUUGCAAAAGAAAGACCUGGCAGUUGCAUUAGUUUUUAAUGUUGUGUUAUAGAGUUCAGGAGAAUCAGAAACACAGAGUGUGAGUUUGCUGAGUAUCUGCUUGCAUGUGUCGCUUCUUGCUACAUCACAUACAGCUAUUAUCUCGAUGGUAAUGUUUUGAAAGGUCAGAGGCAACUGAGGUCAAAGCUGAAAUCGUUUGAGUUUUGAGCGGUCAGUGGCAAUUUCGAGCGGUGCGCCACACCAAGGGCAGCGCUUCUGCCUAGUUGGGCACCACUACUCUCCCCAUAGGAAAACAAAUGGCACAGCCAGCACAGAGCAGUUUAACUGCUGAUGUGGGCACCUUAACUAUAGACAACAGGCUCUCACUGCAUUUGCUGCAAACAGCAAACAACACAGAAAACAAUGAGAAAUACAUGAGAUGGAUGAUCAUGGUAAACUUAAUUUACCUGCUAAGCAACAACAUUAUAGCAUCAUCAUUGUGAGCAUGUUAUCAUGCUGAUGUUAGCCUUUAGCUCAAACCACCACUCACAGAACUGCUAGCAUGGCUGUCUUCUAGCACUGUUUUAGAUUAGUCAGUCAGUGUCUAAACACUUCGCUCAACUAGAGACUGAGGACAAUCUCCCAGCUUUCGUUGUUAUAACUGGAUGGAAACAAUUACAGAGUUUUAAAAAAAAAAAAAAAAAAUCUGCAUUGCAGAACCAAUCCAAAUUCUUUAGGGGGGUUCUUCAUAUUGGGGCGAUGACAUGUAGUUCAUGACGGAAGAGAAUGGGGGGGUGUCCUUGAUAAAAUGUAAGGGGCGUAGGUUUGUUAGCGGCCAUUCUUGCCUCUGUUCAAGCAACUACCUUGCAUUUAGAAAUCCCAAUACGAUCAGUAGGUGGGAAGAUCUCUGAUUGUCUGGUUUCACAAGACUAGUCUUGUUUAUAUUUACUUAAUAGCCUGCACAGUUGUCAAACAACAAUUACUUCCUUACUGUAACAGCUGAAAUAUUACAUGUGUGAGGCUUUCAUCUGACAACAGUGAUAUAUAAUGUACAGUUUCAUCCAUAUUUCAUUUGUUUUGUUUUUUUUAUUUUUUAGUUCAGUAAGCUUAUGUACUUUCUAUCAAACUGUCUGUGUUAUGAUUAACAAUGAACUCUGUGUAUCAUAAGUAUGUUAAUAUACAUAUGAUUUAGAUUGCAUGUUGAUAACUUGAUUAUAUGUUAUAUGGAAACAAUAUGUCUGUACAUAUUUCACUUUGAUUAACUGUGUUUUAUUUUACAAUUUUACAUAAAUCAUUUUACUUUAUGUUUUCACCUUCAACAUUUUCAGGAGAUAUUUUGAAUCUUUUUAAGUAAAUAAUUUUGCUUUUGAUCAGUUAUAUUGUUAUUAAUGUGUAUUUCUACCUGACAAUGUCAUUAUUUCCUUGAUUUACAAUGGAAUAAAGUCAGAUCCCAUUUAUGUUAAACCAUGGGCAUGUCUCUGUUUUAAAUGGUAUAACCCUCGCUGAUGUUUCUAGGUAAUGUCUCAAAUUGCAACUGUCUCUGACUUAACGUGAAACAAAAAGAGGAACCUUGAGUUUGCUCUCUUAUAACCCAACUUUUCCAUCACAUUGCAAAACAGCACAAGACUUGACAGACGUUCAAGAAAAUCUACAAUGGCGAACAACUCCACAGUGAGAGGUGGAGGUCUGGACUACGGUGACGAAGUGGUAUAUUUGUGUGAUGAUGAUUUAAGUCACUUUGCAACCAUCAGUGCUGCCUUCUUCAUUUUGAUCUUCAUCUUCAGUGUCACAGGCAACAGUCUCCUCUUAUGUAUUGUUUUCCGCUACGAGGACUUGAAAAAUGUCACAAAUCUGUUUGUCCUGAACCUGGCCUGCUCAGAUUUGGUCUUCACCGUCACCCUUCCAUUCUGGGCUAUCUAUCAGCUGCACUACUGGAUGUUUGGUGACUUUGCCUGCAAAUUUCUGACUGCAGCUUACUUUGCUGGUUAUUACAGUAGCAUCAUUUUACUGACUGCCAUGACUGUGGAUCGUUUCAUAACAGUGGUGUUGAACAACUGGCCGAGCAAACCUGUAAAAAGGACAAGGUGUGCAGUGGGUGCCUGUGUAGCUGCUUGGGUCAUCAGCAUCGCUGCAUCCGUGAGUGAUGUUCUCAAUGUGAGUGAGCAGCCGAAAUCCAACAGCUGUGAGGCUCUCCUUGAGAGUUCUGAUAUUAACCUGAGCUAUGGUCUCCAAGUGUCACUGCUCUUCUUCGUCCCAUUUGCCAUCAUUAUUUUCUGUUAUUCUGCCAUCCUCAAAACAGUUUUGCAGGCUUCAAACAGAAAAAGGUACAGGACUGUGGUGGUGGUGUUAUGUAUCGUUGCAGUCUUCUUUAUCUGCUGGGGACCUUACAAUUUGUUUCUUUUUGUUGAAACUUUGUAUGAACCAAAUACAGAAUGUUAUGCAAACAAACAGUCCGAGAUCGCCUAUACCAUUUUUCGUAUACUUGCUUAUUCUCACUGCUGUAUGAACCCUCUGCUCUACAUGCUCUCACAAAAGUUGCGAAGACAUCUGAUGCAUAUUUUACAUUGUGAUAAUGUCAAGAGGAGGAACAGGGAGAGAGCUACUGGCAAUUCAGCUAUUACACCACAAAACUCUGCUGUUAUGCUGGAGUUACAAAUCAAAUAGACAUUCACUUUUGAAAGAAAACAUUGAUUAAAUCUGUAAAUGCUCUUGUAUGAUAUGGUUUGUAUUUAAUUUUACCCAUGUUUUAUUCAUUGUAAAGUGUAAAGUGUAAUUAGUUUUCUUUUUUAAAUCUAAAUUUUUAAAAAUGUGCCAAGGAAAUGGUGAAAAUAUGUUCAAAAAGCUACAGCAUGUCACUAUGUAUGAUAAUAUAUGAGAAUGCUUACACUGCUGCAUUUUACAGCUUUUUUGAAUGACUAAUC